AUGCUGCUGCGUCGUAUCUCGUUCGCCGCGGCCGCCGUCGCCAGCGCCAGCGCGCAAAUUCAACUUCGCUGGUCGACCGAUAUUGGAGGGAACGAGAAUGGAACCUAUGGCCCCGACGGGCCAUGGCAGGCGCCAAUCCUCAAGCUCAACGGCACUGAGAUGCCUCUUUGGCCGGGCGGCUCUAGUGUUUCUGAGAUCCUGACGAAAUCUGUGGGUGGAGAUUAUACGCCGCGCGCUGACACCGUCAAGACGGCAACGAUGAGAGCCUACACCGAUGGCUGGUUCGGCAGCGUCUUUAUGGAGGCGGGCUGGGCAGGAAUGGAGUACUGGGACAGCAUGGUGAUCGACUCGAGGUUAGGAACCAGUCACGAAAUCAAGGUUAACGCGACUUUGGUAGCCGCAACGUCGUGGAACAGCUCUACCACCUCAAACACGACUGCCUACACGCCGAAGGUCGGCACACUUGGACUCGGGCCAAGGAGUGAGAGAGAAGAUGACACGGCCCCGCCAGGAAUCCUCCAACAGCUCAAGGCCUCGAGCGACAUCGACAGGACCGCGUUCAGCGUGCAGAUGGGGAGUGCCGCUCUCGGUAUUCCUGGAUCCCUAGUGCUCGGUGGGUACGAGCAGAACAGGGCGCUCGGCCAGGUUGGCACUUUUGCACUUCAGGAUUCGACGCCGAUGAUGUUCCUUAGGGAUAUCAUCUUCGACUUUCAAAUACGAAACCAGUCUCUCUAUCCGAUCAAGUCGAACGUGAGCUUUUGGACGAAUCCCACAGACCUCGGCAUGCAAUACACCAAAUACGUUGGCGGCGCUGCUGGGUCGGCGGUCGUGGUCCCAAAUCCGGUUUCCCCAUACAUCUAUCUACCGCCCGGGAUCUGCGAAGCCAUAGCAGAGAAUCUUCACAUGACGUACCACAACAAGUCAGGGCUUUACCUCUGGGAAACUGACUUGAGUGCUCAACUAUUCGUCAACCAGUCAGCGUACCUCGGCUUCAUCCUGGCCGAUUCGAGCGCAACAAACAUGACCAUCAAAGUCCCCUUCCAGCUCCUCAACCUUACCUUAGAACCGCCUCUGGUCGAGCAGAAGGCCAGCUACUUCCCUUGCAAAUCCAUCAACUCAAGCUACGGCUUCUGGCAGCUGGGUCGCGCCUUUCUCCAAGCCGCAUUCCUCGCCGUCGACUACGAAUCCAAUGUCACCUACAUGGCGCAAGCCCCGGGCCCACGCAUGGAGCAGAGCAUCGUGAAGAAGUUCGACGGCUCCGCCAUCAGUACCAACCCGGCUGAGUCAUUUGUCACGACAUGGGGCGACGCUUGGGAUAAAGGACAAGUUCUCCAGAGCUUCGACACCGGCGAUAAGGGAUUGGCAGCCGGAGAAAAGAUUGGAAUCGCAGUCGGGGCGGAACCAAAGGUUCUGAAGGAAGGGAGCCAUCUCAGCGAGUUGGAUUCACGGUCGCCUCUCAGUGAGAUGGGGACGCCGUUGUCGCAUGAGAUUGAGUCCACGGAACGUCAUCCAGUCAGGCACGAAGCGCCGGACGACCACAUGGUAUACGAGAUGCCCGCGGAUUCCGAAAUGCAUAAGACACAAUAG
Colletotrichum acutatum is the source of this 1587-nucleotide messenger RNA. Its product is annotated as aspartic peptidase domain-containing protein. Bases 1 to 1587 code for a protein of 528 amino acids. The transcript has 2 exons. The record is from RefSeq and is a predicted model, not a curated record. Lineage: Eukaryota; Fungi; Ascomycota; Sordariomycetes; Glomerellales; Glomerellaceae.